AUGGUCACCGUGCGUAGGUUCCGGCCAGAAGAUCUCAACAAACUGGCAAAAUGCAACCUGGACCCGUUCACGGAGACAUAUGAGCUGGGCUUCUACCUCCAGUAUUAUGCAAAAUGGCCGUCGCUGUUCCAGGUCGCUGAGGACCAGCAUGGCAAUAUCAUUGGCUACAUCAUGGGCAAGCUCGAAUCCUCUCCGGACGUCUACCGUUUCUCUCCCCACUAUCUCCCAUGGCAUGCCCAUAUCACAGCUGUCACAGUCGCUCCCGAGGCCCGCAGAAUGGGCAUUGGCCGUCUGCUGACUGAGCAACUCGAGGCCGCCGCAGAUGCCGCCGAUGCCUGGUUCGUCGACCUGUUUGUGCGCACUACCAACCAUAAGGCCAUCGCCUUCUACAAGAGCAUGGGCUACAGCGUGUACCGUGUCGUUAAAGACUACUAUGGCGACCACUCCGCGGACCCUUCACGUUCGUCGGAGGAUGCGUACGAUAUGCGUAAACCGAUGAAGCGCGAUGUUAAGCGGGAGCAUAUUCGCGAGGACGGCGAGAAGCACGAGGUCGAUCCGAGUGUUGUUUGCCUCGCAGCCAACACCUUUCGUCUCGCCAUCGACAUCUGCGAGUACACCCUCAUUGACAUGUGGCUCGACGUUAUCUAUGGCACCCUCGAUAUCACCGAUUUGCUUCACCUCACUUGCACCGAGCAGCACUUCCUGUGA
Thermochaetoides thermophila DSM 1495 is the source of this 708-nucleotide messenger RNA. RefSeq names its product N-terminal acetyltransferase-like protein. Bases 1 to 708 code for a protein of 235 amino acids. NCBI's taxonomy places the organism in Eukaryota, Fungi, Ascomycota, Sordariomycetes, Sordariales, Chaetomiaceae. The transcript has 3 exons. Gene Ontology annotation, cellular component: NatB complex. Gene Ontology annotation, molecular function: protein-N-terminal amino-acid acetyltransferase activity. The record is from RefSeq and is a predicted model, not a curated record. Gene Ontology annotation, biological process: N-terminal peptidyl-methionine acetylation.